AAGGAGUUUCUGAAAACAGUCGAACUUGCCUCCAAUUAUCCGAGCCGCGCGUCACGGAAAGAGUUGCAGUGCGUUUAGGAAUAAACUGACGCAAUAGGGCCCAACAAAAACGUACCAUGAUGGAUGCUACUGAUCUUUAGAAGCGUUCUACCCGCUCUCUGUUUCACUGCAUUUUGGGACUGGUUUGCAGAUGCACAGGAACCUGUUUACGUGGAAAAACGCAGCAAGUUAAGAGUCUGAGGGAAUGCGGUGUGGGCUGGAAUGUCCGAGGACACGAUUACUCAUCCGUCUGUUUUUGUCCGCGCCGGAUCACUUUGUCUUGGAAAUAUGUUUGCCUUGGAAGACUUGUAGGCUCCUCUGAUGAAGCUGAAGAGCGAUAAAUGAACAACACCUUCAAAAAGUGCGGUUUAAAGAAGAUUUUACUAAUCGAUAGAGUUGUCGGAGGAGGAGUUUGAAGAAAGGAGUUAUGGUUUGAACCAUGUUGUUUUUGUUAGUUGAAGUAGACAGAUUGCACAUUAUGUCGUAGUUUAAAAGGAGGAUACAAGGCAAGAACAGAGAAGGAUCCUAAAUGGGCUGAUAAUGUUUAAUUAGGUGUUAUUUAGACUUUUUAUUUCUAUUUAGAGCUAGUGUUUGAAAGUAGGGCUAACGGCAUCACAGUCAAGAAAGUCAUACUGUAGCAUUUCUUAGUGCUGUUAAAUGUUUCCUUACAGUAUAAGCUAGGCUUUCAGGCAUUGUGUUUAUGUAGAAACUGAAGGUUUGAAACCCAUUUGUAUUUCAUUAUGUCAGUAAAAGGUGUUGCCAUUUACCCUUUCUUUAGUGAAAACAAAGAGGAGAUCAGUAUCCAGGAAAAUGAGGAAGUGGUUAUUUUUGAUGAGAACUCAGUCGAUGGUUGGGUGCUUGGGGAAAACAGCAGAGGAGAAAGGGGGCUCUUCCCAAAAUCUUAUGUGAAGAUUAUCCGCACCCGCUCAGACUCCAAUGUGACUGACUGUUCCAUAAGUCCGGCAGGCUCUAUAGGAAAGGAGUCCCCCAAUCUGCCAUCUACACCAAACACCUCCAUUAAUUCAGUGCAGAUUUAUGAUGAAGACUACUACGACGAUUGGGAUGACUGGGACGACAGAUCUACAGUGGUGGAUGAUGCUGAUAACAUUAACGUUAGCAGUAGUGGAGCUAACGGGCAUAUCUAUCAGGCACAAUCAUCUAAUAAUCCCAAUGUGCAUUACAGGAGCAAGGCAAUAUCAAGACAAGACAGCAUCGCCAGCUCCAGAAAGGGUAGUAUGGUGGGCAGAAACUUGAACAGAUUUUCCAGCUUUGUCCGCUCAGGGGUUGAGGCGUUUGUGCUUGGUGACGUCCCCAUGAUGGCAAAGAUUGCUGAGUCUUAUACCAUUGAGAUGGGUCCACUUGGGCCUCAAUGGAAGGCAAACCCACAGCCUUUCAUCUGCUCUGUUGAAGACCCAACCAAACAGACAAAGUUCAAGGGGAUCAAGACCUACAUAUCGUACCGUGUGACACCGAGCCACACUGGCCGACCAGUUUACAGACGCUACAAACACUUUGACUGGUUGUACAAUCGUUUGUUGCACAAGUUCACUGUAAUCUCUGUGCCUCACCUCCCAGAGAAGCAGGCCACUGGCCGCUUCGAGGAAGACUUCAUCGAGAAGCGCAAGAGGCGGCUCAUUCUGUGGAUGAAUCAUAUGACCAGUCACCCAGUACUCUCCCAGUAUGAAGGCUUCGAGCACUUUCUGAUGUGUGCGGACGAUAAACAGUGGAAGCUUGGUAAGAGAAGGGCAGAGAAGGACGAGAUGGUGGGGGCCCAUUUCAUGCUGACCCUUCAAAUCCCAAAUGAGCACCAGGACCUUCAGGAUGUAGAGGAGAGGGUUGACAACUUCAAAACCUUCGCCAAGAAAAUGGAUGACAGUGUGAUGCAGCUCACAAAUGUUGCUUCAGAGCUAGUUCGUAAACACCUGGGGGGUUUCAGGAAGGAGUUCCAGCGGCUCGGUAAUGCCUUCCAGUCUAUUAGUCAUGCCUUUACGCUGGACCCUCCCUACAAGUCAGAUGCCCUAAACAACGCCAUCUCCCACACUGGCUGCACCUAUGAAAACAUUGGAGAGAUGUUUGCAGAGCAACCCAAGAAUGACCUCUUCCAGAUGUUGGAUAAGCUCUCGCUCUAUCAAGGCCUGCUGGCAAACUUUCCAGACAUCAUUCAUCUACAGAAAGGUGCCUUUGCCAAAGUGAAGGAGAGCCAGCGGAUGAGCGACGAAGGGAAAAUGGACCAAGAUGAAGCAGAUGGCAUUAGGAAACGCUGCCGGACUGUGGGCUUUGCCCUCCAAGCAGAAAUGAGCCACUUCCAUCAGCAGCGAGAGGUGGACUUCAAAGAUAUGAUGCAAGCCUACCUCAGGGAGCAGAUAGCCUUUUACCAGCGUGUUGUACAGCAACUGGAGCGCACCUUGCGCAUGUACGACGGCCUUUAAGGACACAUAACUGACCCCUGGGUCCAGAUGUCAAAACUUAAAGAAAAAGAAUCAAUGCUGACGUAUUUUUAUCAGGGCUGUUGGUGGAGAUUGAAUCUGAAUCCAAAGAAUCCAUUUUAAAGACUUACUGUAUGUUUUAAUAGGCAAAGUCAGUAUAUUUUUAAUAAUUUAAUAUGUUUGUUACAUUAAAAUUACACUUUGUGUAUCACACAGGUUCUGUAGGGUCACACAUCAAAUUAAGCCAUAAAACUGGUCCUGUGUGUUUCCCCUUCUUUUAAACGUCAGUGAUUUCUUCUGGGGUGAGUUCAGAGCUGUAUCUUCAAAAUGAUCUUAAACCAAAAUUGUUAAAAAGAAAGACAUUUUUUUAUUUUUUACUUUUAUAUUGGCCUAUGGAAUUAUCCAGUUUUAUAUCUGGAUAUCUAGAUCCAGGACUUAAAUUUUGCUGAGAGCACAUCCUGCUCACUUUUUCACUGCUUUAACCUUCAUGUCACAAAUGCCUUGGCACGUUUUAGGACUACUAAAAUUAGGGUUAGGGCAGUAGUGUUCUUGCAAUUUGUACUUUUAGAGAAACUUUACCUUUGUAUGGAAUCUUUUGUAAGUUUACCAUUUUGUAAUCUUGUAUUCUGUGGGGUGGGGGUAGUUAUCAGUAUGAGUUAGGUGCUGGGAAAAGUUUGCACAUGUAAGGUCAUAGUUUGUUUAAUGCUAUGUGGCAGAAGUUUUAAGAUGAUUCAAAAGCUCUGCUUAACUCCCUGUUACAUAGCGGAGAAACCAAAAUGAAUAACUUUUUAUGUUGCAGCAAUUUGGAAAUAUGUCAUGGAAACUGUGGUGUGAAAAGACAUGCGCUGUCUUAAGUGCAGAUGAAAGGAAUGAUGGCACUUCAUGUCUGUCCAUUAAAGAGAUCAAACUAUG
Messenger RNA from Cyprinodon tularosa, 3377 nucleotides. It is a transcript of the gene snx33, whose product is annotated as sorting nexin 33. NCBI's taxonomy places the organism in Eukaryota, Metazoa, Chordata, Actinopteri, Cyprinodontiformes, Cyprinodontidae. The transcript has 2 exons. Gene Ontology annotation, molecular function: protein binding; phosphatidylinositol binding. The record is from RefSeq and is a predicted model, not a curated record. Bases 780 to 2468 code for a protein of 562 amino acids. Gene Ontology annotation, cellular component: plasma membrane; cytoplasmic vesicle. Gene Ontology annotation, biological process: mitotic cytokinesis; endosomal transport; intracellular protein transport.